This is a messenger RNA of Aspergillus calidoustus, 2013 nucleotides long. The record is from the annotation of a GenBank genome assembly. Lineage: Eukaryota; Fungi; Ascomycota; Eurotiomycetes; Eurotiales; Aspergillaceae.
CCGGUCUGAGGUCAACUUCUCGCCCUGGUGGAGCAGGCACCGAGGCCCAACAAGAUUGUAUGUCGGAAUCCACCCAACGCUUUGUGCCAUACAUGGCCGAUGUCAUAGUUCUGGGGCAGCACCAUCCAGAGAAUCUGCUACUCCACUAUGGCCUCUGUUUAGUAUAUAAGGCAAGCAGCUUGCCGGUAUCAACGGUCGACCUCCUCGCACCUUGUUCUUUGCAUUCCCACCGAUCUUCAAUCUCCACCUCUCUGCUCUAGAGUGAACAGGCCUACCCACUUCAAAGCUUGUGUCAACCACAGAAUCUUCCAUACUAGGUUUCUGCCUGAGUGACCCCCGCGAGAAUAGCCUUUUGAGGGACGAGCUUUCCCCGGUUCAAACUCUCUUUGUCGUGCUUUCCCUUCGGACGCAUACCCGAGAUGUCUGUACACCAGGCUAUGCCGAGUGGCGGAAGCCACGUCCGCCGACUGUCGAACAAUUUAGUAGAGCCCACCGACCUGGUUUGCCACCGGAACCUGGUUAUUCCCCCGCAACACCUAAUGGCAACAAGCGAAGCUCAAGAGACCGCCGUGGAGAUGGAACUGGCGAAGGAACACCUCGAUUACGACAGCUCUUCGCAGGAUGGCUCGCUCCUUGCCGAGUCGCCCCUAACCACGCCGCUUUUCCCAACCACUAGCACCACUACAGACGAGUUUGCCCUAGCUUUCGAUAUCGAUGGUGUCCUCAUCCGAGGAGGAAAACCUAUCCCUGCUGCUGUCGAGGCUAUGAAAUACAUCAAUGGAGCGAACCCUUACGGCAUCAGAAUUCCCUAUAUCUUUGUCACGAACGGCGGUGGAAAGACAGAGGAAGAACGAUGCGUAGACCUCAGCAAGCAACUCGAACUUGAGGUCUCCCCCGGCCAGUUCAUCUGCGGACAUACCCCGAUGAGGGAGAUGGCGGAAAAAUACAACACCGUUCUCGUCGUUGGUGGAGAGGGUGAGAAAUGUCGAGUAGUAGCUGAGGGCUAUGGCUUCAAGGACGUCGUGACACCUGGAGACAUUAUCAAGACCAAACACGACACUACCCCGUUCCGGAAACUGACAGACGAAGAGUAUCGGAAUUCGCGGACUCUAGACUUUGAGAAGCUGCGCAUCGACGCAAUUUUCGUCUUUGCGGACAGCCGCGACUGGGCUGGUGACCAACAGAUCAUCCUAGAUGUCCUCAUGUCCAAGAACGGCAACCUCCUGGAGCGCUCAGAUACUCUUGACGAGCACCCACCUGUCUAUUUCUCCCACAAUGACGUUGUUUGGGCCACCUCUCACCAUCACUCCCGCAUUGGCAUGGGUGCCCUUCGCGCUUCUUUGGAAGCCCUGUACAAAGCAGUGACCGGAAAGGAGCUGCAUACAGUCGCCUUUGGCAAGCCUCAACUCGGUACCUACGAGUUUGCGACUCGACUUCUUCGGCAAUGGCGCAAAGAUACCCACGGUAUCAACAAGCCUCCUAGCACUGUCUACUUUGUUGGAGAUACUCCCGAUUCCGACAUUCGCGGAACCAACGAAUUCAACGAGCACAGCGACUCCAAUUGGUUCUCAAUUCUAGUCAAGACUGGUGUUUACCAAGAGGGUACCAUCCCGCGCUACCCGCCCAAGAAGACCUGCAACACUGUUCUCGAUGCCGUCAAAUUCGCUAUGGAGCGGGAGCUCCGUUCAAAGUCGGACGUAUAACGGCUGAUCCAUCACCUAUUUUUCCUUUUAUUUCUCCUCACGAAGCAUGAUUAGAUUGAGACACAUCAUCUCGGACGGCUACACUAACUUCAUUUCUUUACAAUACCCCAUUAUCCUUACUACCUUUCCUUUUUGGCUAGACGAAUAGUUACUUUUCUCUCGUUUCACCCCACCCGGAGGACAUUUGAACUGCAUGUUUUUCCUGCUUAAUCCAUUCGUUCUACUUCACAUUAGCUACGGACUGGGAGUUACUUAGAUAGUCUAGACACUACUUGCUAGUUGCGAAUUCGACUUGCUUUAUUUCAAUCCA